Amaranthus tricolor (Joseph's coat) is the source of this 1413-nucleotide messenger RNA. Its product is annotated as ADP,ATP carrier protein ER-ANT1. NCBI's taxonomy places the organism in Eukaryota, Viridiplantae, Streptophyta, Magnoliopsida, Caryophyllales, Amaranthaceae. The transcript has 3 exons. Gene Ontology annotation, molecular function: ATP:ADP antiporter activity. Gene Ontology annotation, cellular component: mitochondrial inner membrane. The coding region runs from base 218 to 1174 and encodes 318 amino acids. Gene Ontology annotation, biological process: mitochondrial ADP transmembrane transport; mitochondrial ATP transmembrane transport. The record is from RefSeq and is a predicted model, not a curated record.
GUACAAUUCUCCAUUUAGUUUAGUUUAUGACCUAACGUUCUCUAAAAUUGGAUCCAUGAUCAUCUCCGAGUUAUAGUCGCAUAGAGUGCCAUCCACCUCUACUUCUUAUCUUCAAAUUUCAGCAUUCCUGAUUCCACCAUUAUUAACUUCUUGUAUCGCAUUCGCACAUCAUAUAUACACAUACAGCUACAAACACACAGUCAGCCGUGCGCAACCAAUGACAACAUCAACAUCAACAACAUCCACACGAACGGAAAAGUUCUCUGCAGAUUGGGUUAUAGCAGGCACGGCUGCAAUAGCGGCUAAAUCUUCGGCUGCACCGAUUGAAAGAGUCAAACUUUUAUUGCAAAAUCAAGGAGAAUUGUUAAAAAGAGGGCGUCUUAAAACUCCCUAUAUUGGUGUUUCCGAUUGCUUCAAAAGGGUUUAUCGUGAAGAAGGCGUUCUUGCUUUCUGGAGGGGUAAUCAAGCCAAUGUCAUCCGUUAUUUUCCUACCCAGGCUUUCAACUUUGCAUUCAGAGGGUACUUCAAGAGUAUUUUUGAACGAUCAAAGGAGAGAGAUGGUUACAUUAAAUGGUUUGCUGGAAAUGUGGCUUCAGGUAGUGCUGCUGGAGCAACUACCUCAUUGUUUCUCUAUCAUCUAGAUUAUGCACGUACACGACUCGCCACUGAUGCACAGGGCAGUUCUGUGAAUGGAAAACGACAAUUUAAUGGUUUAGUUGAUGUUUAUGGCAAAACAUUGUCAACUGAUGGGAUUGCAGGGCUUUAUCGAGGUUUUGGGGUAUCAAUUUUCGGAAUCACUCUUUAUCGGGGUUUGUACUUUGGGAUAUAUGACACUUUGAAGCCAUUAAUUUUGGUUGGGCCACUCCAGGAUAACUUUUUUGCUAGCUUUUUUUUGGGUUGGGGGGUGACAACAUUUUCUGGAAUAUGUGCCUAUCCAUUUGACACCUUGCGGCGAAGGAUGAUGCUUACAUCCGGGCAUACAGUGAAGUACCGUAGCACAUUUCAUGCACUACAUGAGAUCAUUCAUCUUGAAGGAUUUUCUGCGCUUUUUCGAGGUGUCACUGCAAAUAUCCUUUUGGGUGUAGCUGGGGCUGGAGUGCUAGCAGGCUAUGAUAAGUUGCAUCACAUUGCUUAUAGACAUGGAUAUAGGUUUGAGCCCUAUCGUAAGGUUUGAAUUUGAAGUGUAUAGAUUGUUGCUAGUUGCAACUGUACAAAUGCCUACCAUUUUUUAUGAUCGUCAUUUUUUAGAAACAGAUUUCAAUUGUUGGAAAUAAUGAUCAAAUCAAAGUAUAGGAAAUAUUAACCUAUGUUCAUUAUUAAGGCUUACAUAUAAAGGCUUCCUCAACUGCAUCCUAUGUAUAUAGUUUCACAUUUUGACCUGAUUAUAUCAAUAAAGUUUAUUCUUCUUUACGA